Suillus subaureus is the source of this 1867-nucleotide messenger RNA. Its product is annotated as dihydroxy-acid/6-phosphogluconate dehydratase. Gene Ontology annotation, molecular function: dihydroxy-acid dehydratase activity. Lineage: Eukaryota; Fungi; Basidiomycota; Agaricomycetes; Boletales; Suillaceae. Gene Ontology annotation, cellular component: mitochondrion. Gene Ontology annotation, biological process: branched-chain amino acid biosynthetic process. The transcript is spliced from 11 exons. The coding region runs from base 72 to 1811 and encodes 579 amino acids. The record is from RefSeq and is a predicted model, not a curated record.
GUAAGCUACCAAAUCGGGAGAUCGAUAUUUUUCGUUACUUGUGCCGAGUUGUCGCGUUAGCAGGUCGAACGAUGCAUUCAAGACUCUCAGUUAGCAGGAGCCUUGCAAGGCAAACGAGAUCACUGUGGUCGUCUCCUGCAAGAUGCGAGGACAAGCCCAUCAUGAACCGCUACAGCAGGACUGUCACGCAACCAAAAGACCAAGGUGCAAGCCAAGCCAUGCUGUACGCUACUGAAGGUAUCAAAGAUGACGAGGACUUUCAAAAGGCCAUGGUCGGUGUCGCUAGCGUAUGCAACCGACACUUGCUUGGCUUGGGGCAGGAAAUCAAGAGUUCCUUGGUCGAGUCUGGCCUCAUUGGCUACCAGUUUGGUACAGUUGGUGUUAGCGAUGGGAUCAGCAUGGGCACUGCGGGAAUGUCAUAUUCUCUGCAAUCGCGCGACCUCAUUGCCGAUCAAGUAGAGACAGCCGCUGGCGGGCACUGGUUGGAUGGAAUGGUUGUGGUACCGGGAUGUGACAAGAAUAUGCCAGGUGUCCUGAUGGCUCUUGGACGACUCAACCGUCCGGGUCUUAUGGGUCAACCUCAGUUGGAUCUUGUUUCCGCAUUCCAGGCUUAUGGACAAUACCUACAAGACGGAAAGACACCGGAAGCAGAAGCCCUCAGGUACGAGACAGUGCGACAUGCAUGCCCUGGCCCAGGCGCUUGUGGAGGCAUGUACACGGCGAACACCAUGGCCAGUGCAGCUGAGGCCCUUGGAAUGACUCUUCCUGGCUCUUCGUCGUAUCCAGCCGAAUCUCAAGAAAAACACGAUGAAUGUAAGACCGUUGGUGCCGCCAUGCGGAAUCUCAUCGAGAAAAACAUUCUGCCCUGCGACAUCAUGACACGUUCGGCAUUCGAGAACGCUAUGGUUCUUACCAUGAUCCUAGGAGGUUCGACUAAUGCCGUACUGCAUCUUAUUGCUAUGGCACAUGCCGUAGGCAUCAAGCUUACUAUUGAUGAUUUCGCACGAGUGUCUGACUCAACACCCUUCCUUGCCGACAUCAAACCAAGCGGCAAGUAUGUUAUGGAAGACAUCUACAAAAUCGGAGGCAUACCCAAGAUACUUCAUUUCUUGAUGAAAAAUAAUUUCAUUGACGGUAACAAUAUGACGGUCACUGGCGCUACUAUAGGCGAGAACCUGGAGCGUUGGGUACAUAAACACGGGGAACUCUCCGCUAGUCAGGACGUGAUCCGUCCCCUCGACAAGCCUAUUAAAGCUACUGGACACAUCAGAAUUCUACGUGGUAAUUUGGCUCCUGGAGGUGCUGUCGCCAAGAUUACCGGAAAGGAAGGUCUUGGGUUUACCGGAAAAGCUCGCACUUUCGACUCAGAGGAGGCCUUUGUCUCCGCCGUUGAGUCUGGCUCAAUCAAAAAGGGCGAAAAAACAGUCGUCGUCAUGCGCUACCUCGGCCCUAAGGGUGGCCCUGGUAUGCGUGAGAUGCUGAAACCCACUAGCUUGAUUAUGGGCGCUGGCCUAGGUCAGGACGUUGCGUGCCUCACAGAUGGACGAUUUAGCGGAGGAUCUCAUGGGUUCUGCAUAGGUCACGUCGUCCCUGAAGCCCAGGUCGGUGGACCUAUUGCGCUCGUGGAGGAUGGUGACACCAUUUCUGUCGAUGCUGUGGCAAACACCAUGGAACUGCACAUCUCCUCUGAGGAGAUGGAACGCCGUCGGAAAACCUGGGUUGCCCCACCGAUCAAGGUCACCCAAGGAACACUCUACAAGUAUGUCAAAAUGGUCGAAGACGCUAGCCAUGGGUGCAUCACGGAUGGUUAAGAUCGGCUAUAUUCUUUACCCAGUAUUCAAUGAAAAUAAAACAAAUCUACUGAAGA